CACCCUCCUGUCAAGAAGGCGCAGUGAAUAAACACAAACAUCGUCAUUCGAUUCUCGAUUUCAGGCAACAUAAAAUCAAUUCUUGCUCCUUUGAAAUCUACUGUUCCGGCAAUUAGUUGCGGAUUCGUUCUCUUCGCUAAACUAUCCAAGAUUGCAUCAUGUAAGGCGCGUUUUGGGCAUUCACGCGAGAGCAUUUGUGGUGUGAUCACAGCAAGAGCAAAGAGUCCUCAGGUGGUGCGCACUAAGUGAAAGAAGAAAAAAGGAAAAAAGACAAGUUCUCCCGCACCCUUCGGUGGCAAGGGCACAGGGUUCUUUCCGGGAAGGCUGCAGAAAGGAGGUGGUGAAAGGGACACUUGAAUUAUGGGUGAUAAGGGUGGUCAAUCGGCGGGGGGUCCCACGGCCCAACCGCUGGUCAAGAUCGGUCACUACAUUCUCGGUGCAACGCUCGGUACGGGAUCGUUCGGAAAGGUCAAGAUCGGUGAGCACCAGGUGACGAAGCACAAGGUGGCGGUCAAGAUAUUGAAUCGCCAGAAGAUCAAGAGCCUCGAUGUGGUGGGCAAGAUUCGGCGUGAAAUCCAGAACCUGAAGCUGUUCCGCCAUCCGCACAUCAUCAAGCUGUACCAGGUCAUCUCGACGCCGACUGAUAUCUUUAUGAUCAUGGAGUACGUCAGCGGUGGUGAGCUGUUCGAUUACAUCGUCAACAAUGGGAAGUUGCAGGAAUCGGAAGCUCGUCGGUUCUUCCAGCAGAUCAUCUCCGGCGUAGACUACUGCCAUCGCCACAUGAUCGUGCAUCGGGAUCUGAAGCCGGAAAACCUGUUGCUCGAUCACAAUCGUCACGUAAAGAUUGCUGACUUUGGCCUUUCGAACAUGAUGUUGGAUGGAGAGUUUCUGCGCACGUCGUGCGGCUCACCGAACUAUGCUGCGCCGGAGGUUAUCUCGGGCAAGCUGUACGCCGGACCGGAAGUUGAUAUCUGGUCGUGCGGAGUCAUUCUGUACGCGCUGCUCUGUGGCACGCUGCCGUUCGACGAUGAGCACGUUCCGACGCUCUUCCGGAAGAUCAAAUCGGGCGUCUUCCCCAUUCCGGAGUAUCUCAACAAGCAGGUCGUCAGUCUGCUGUGCCAGAUGUUGCAGGUGGAUCCGCUGAAACGUGCCACGGUCGAGGAGAUCAAGAAGCACGAAUGGUUCCAGAAGGAACUUCCGGCCUAUCUGUUCCCAUCGCCGGUUGAGCAGGAUAGCAGUGUUAUCGAUACGAAUGCGGUGCGUGAGGUGUGCGAUAAGUUCGGGGUGAAGGAGCACGAGGUGCACAACGCACUGCUUAGCGGUGAUCCGCACGAUCAGCUCGCGAUCGCGUACCAUCUCAUCAUCGACAACAAGCGCAUCGCGGAUGAAGCGGCCAAAGCCGAGCUGAAGGAGUUUUACGUUGCCGGUAGUCCACCUGCAUCGGUUGCAGACAACAGAUUCGGCCAGCCGCAAGCAUCGGCCAACGCAGCGGCACAAGCAGCCGGCGCUACUGGAGCAUCGGCUCAGAAUGAACCCUUCAAAUCUCCCUCGAUCCAUCCGGAACGGAUUGCACCGCUACGGGAUCGCCCUGCAGGUCCAACGAUGGCCACCAGUCUGCCGAGUCCGGCUGCGCUUACCAACCUAGCGCAGCAGCAAGCAGCCGGUGUACCGAUCGAUAAGCAUCGCGGUACACCGGUGAAGCGUGCCAAGUGGCAUCUCGGCAUACGAUCGCAGUCGAAACCGAACGAUAUCAUGCUCGAGGUGUACCGGGCGAUGAAGGCGCUCAACUUCGAGUGGAAAAUCAUCAACCCGUACCACGUGCGCGUCCGCAAGUACAACGAGCGUAACGAGAAGCACGUCAAGAUGUCACUCCAGCUGUACCAGGUCGAUCCGAAGAACUAUCUGCUCGAUUUCAAAUCACUCACGAACGAGGAGGUCGAGCAGGGCGAUGACGUGAUUAUGGAAAGCUUGACCCCACCGCCACCGGUUGGAUUCGGUGGUAUGGGCAUUCCAUCGGCGCACCAACCGAGUGGCCACCAUACGAUGGAGUUUUUCGAAAUGUGCGGUGCCUUGAUAGCCCAGCUGGCUCGCUAAGAUAACGUAUUGGACACUAGACAUUAAGCUCCCAGAUCCCAAUUUUAAAACGACCGAUUCCUUGUAUGAUUACUAGAUUUUUAUCAAACGUUGUUAAUACCAAAUAGACAAAGAAAAGCGUGAAACAAAUGUAAACGGGUUUUCAGCCAAGCUUGCAGCUAAUGGAAAUCAAUGAGGAGCGCUUAUAAAAAAACCAAUAAAUUGUGGCAUUUCGGCUGAUAAGUGAAAUUAAUAAACGUAGCAUCUCGGUGUUUCUUUGGAUAUCUA
Messenger RNA from Anopheles aquasalis, 2361 nucleotides. RefSeq names its product AMP-activated protein kinase alpha subunit (gene AMPKalpha). NCBI's taxonomy places the organism in Eukaryota, Metazoa, Arthropoda, Insecta, Diptera, Culicidae. The record is from RefSeq and is a predicted model, not a curated record. Gene Ontology annotation, cellular component: cytoplasm. Gene Ontology annotation, molecular function: ATP binding; protein serine/threonine kinase activity. Gene Ontology annotation, biological process: intracellular signal transduction; protein phosphorylation.